AUGGAUUUCAAACAAAUUUCGUUGGUGUGCGUUAUAGUAUCAUGCAUAUACGUUACAUCUGCUCAAAACGGCAGAAGUACUGCAAAGAUCCUGCCGACAAAAUUUACAUGUCAGGGCCGCGCUGCCGGCUACUAUGCUGAUAUGGACACAGGUUGCCAGGUGUACCACAUGUGCGACGGCCUGGGCCGUCAGUUCAGCUACUCGUGCCCCAACACUACGCUGUUCCAGCAGCGCAUGCUGGUGUGCGAUCACUGGUACAUGGUCAACUGCUCCAAGUCGGAAAGUGACUACGACGCCAACUUGCUCAUUGGGCAACGUGACAAGCCAUUUGUGUCGGAUGAGGACAUGCGGUUCCGGACACCACGCCCUGAUAUUUUAUCGGUGCCCCCCAACAGCAACUAUUACGAAGGACUUAAAGAGGCGGAGACAAAGUAUCCUGUACACCCAGGGAACAGCAUUGUGGGAAUCGCGGAUUCUAUAUCGGAUGCAAACAACAACGAUCUGGACAGCGCCAAACAACAUUUCCGAUCACCGACGUCCUGGUCGACUAGAAAUGGAGGCAAAAAUACUGCUCAUAACUUUAUUAAUAAAAGUAAUGGUUCCAAUAGUAAAAGCAAUAGAGACAAUACUGAACAGGUUUCUCAAAGGACUGAACCAACAUUUGUGCGAACACCUGACAACAAUAUCAAUCAAGUUAAAAUCCCCCCUCCUUCUAGAGAACUCAGGCCACCGAUCCCUCCACCGACUACUGAACAUGAUACUGAGGGCUUGGGUCGCGAUGUCAGAGGUAGAGCAAUCACAGAAGACCCCGUAUUCAAUUUCAUAAAACGCUUCGACCCAAACACACCAGAUGCCCAUAAGACUUCAAUGACCAAAACGGAAAUUAUAGAAAUCAAUAAAGAAUUACCUGCCGGCCAAGUCAGUUCGGAAGAAGAACGUACUCCGCGCAAGAAUAAAAACUUCGGUGACACAAUCAACAAAGUCCCUAUCGACAAAAAGAAAGGCGAUACAGAAAACAAAAGAUUUGACUCAAUAAAUGUAAAGUCAGGCAAAACUACCGAAGUGUCAAGUACAGUUGGCGCUACAGACAACAGUCGAAUACCAGUGCCUGAUAAACACUUGCUGCCUCCAAAGCUCGAAUAUUCACAAAUACCCUCAACAACGAUGGGCCCGCCGAUAUACUACGAAUGGAAAUGGGCUGUGCCCGCAUUCGAUCUAGAGCCACCAAAAGCAAGCAACGCCACUAAUUCCACGGGGGCACCUAACAAAAGAACUGCACACGGAAAGCGACCUUUCAGUGACGUCACACCACGCACGACAACAUUACCCAACACUCCAGCUCCUCUAAACACUGAAUACAACAUCAGCUCCUACUUUGUCCCUGACUAUAUCUUUCCAUUAGAUAAACCGCAUCCAGGUUACGAAGACGAUAACGCCGAAACUUCUUUCCACGUCAAAGUAUCAAAACCCGGAAGUGUAAGUUACGGCGAAAACGAGGAAUGCCCUCAAUGUCAUCCAGCGUACCUUAUUCCUGGUACUUGCGAGCCGUGUAUUGUGAAACGGUAA
Molecule: messenger RNA, 1566 nt
Organism: Parnassius apollo (apollo)
Lineage: Eukaryota; Metazoa; Arthropoda; Insecta; Lepidoptera; Papilionidae
Source: the annotation of a GenBank genome assembly